Lottia gigantea (owl limpet) is the source of this 862-nucleotide messenger RNA. RefSeq lists its product as hypothetical. The transcript has 5 exons. The coding region runs from base 21 to 734 and encodes 237 amino acids. Lineage: Eukaryota; Metazoa; Mollusca; Gastropoda; Lottiidae. The record is from RefSeq and is a predicted model, not a curated record.
UGUGGAUUUGAAGUAGCAAUAUGGGUUUAAUAACAAAAGAUUAUCUGUUGAAGAGUGUCAUUUUGAUGAUUUCUGUAACUAACAUUGCUGGACAAUUUACUCAAAUCAAUUCCACAGAAUGCUUGGGUGGUUGGGAAGAAUGGUCAACGUUUGGUCCCUAUGAAGGUUGUAUUCCAACCUGUAGCGGUGUGGGAUCAAGGAUCCGUGAAAGAAAUUGUCCGGAUAGCGUCCUAGGUGCGCCGGAUUGUUUAUAUAGAGAAUCAGAAAGAGAAAGCGUGGAUUGUUCAGACACACCAGGAUGCCAGCCCAGUGUGAGUGGGGGAUUUAGUGCCUGGUCAUCCUGGAGUAAUAUAGGAGAAUGUUCAGCUUAUUGUGGUACUGGAACUGAGCAGGUACAAAGAACGAGGGCAUGUGACAACCCGCCAUCUUCUGGAGGUGGUGCAGAUUGUCAAGGCGAGAGAAUUCAGACUUCAGAUAGAUCCUGUAGCAAUUAUAAUUUCCAAUGCAAUUUUAUUUGUUCGAGAUUCAGCAAUAGAAUCUUAUCCUACCCUAGACGCCCUGGACAGUAUUUACAAUGUACGUAUGGAAAUGUUCUUUGGAGAGAUUGCCAGCCUGCCAGCGUCUACAGAUCAGACCUUCAGUCUAUCAACUCGCAAUUUUCCUGGUUUAAUUUUAAUUAUAAUAUGUGGAUUCAAAGAAAUAACUUGGGGACAUUACUUUCAGUUUGUUCCUAAAGUUUAUAGUAUCAUUAUAAUUUAUCAUAUAUUUAUAUUUAUUUGAAGAUAUGAUCAUUAAAAUUAUAUCCUAAUACAAAGUUUCUUUUUUAUGGACAUUUUAUUAUUAGUAAUAAAUAUGUUUGUUU